This is a messenger RNA of Labeo rohita (rohu), 1798 nucleotides long. RefSeq lists its product as uncharacterized. The record is from RefSeq and is a predicted model, not a curated record. The transcript is spliced from 3 exons. The coding region runs from base 135 to 1124 and encodes 329 amino acids. NCBI's taxonomy places the organism in Eukaryota, Metazoa, Chordata, Actinopteri, Cypriniformes, Cyprinidae. Gene Ontology annotation, molecular function: DNA binding.
UUAGCACAGCAACCCAAUGUGCUGGAGGUUUGAUUUUAAAGGGGGAACUUUCACGCGCUCGUCUCUGGUGUUAUCGGUACCUGUAUCGUCUGUAUUUAUCGUUUGAAAACAGCGACCUGAAAUAAAGCAGUACAAUGACUAAACUGGAUCGUCUGAACACUUUCAUGACCGAGCGCUUGAUGGCUGCUGUGAAGGAGAUCAUCAUCACAGUCGGCAGAACGGUUCGGGAGUAUGAGGAGGAAACAGAGCGAAUCCGGAGCGAAAACAAGCGACUCAAAGAAAUGUUGAGAGACUCCGGCUGCUUCAAUGAACAAACAAAUGCUGCUCCGGUGCAGUCUUAUCAGCCUGCCUCCCCUGGGCAGCCCGGAUGGAUCUGCAUCCAGAAUGAGGAGCCAGAACCCUUUGAAGAGAUCCAGCAGGACCAAAGCCAGAGGCUUGGCGAACAACAUCCCUUCAUAAAACCGGAAAAGCCUGAGUACUCUGUCGAUGCUUACAGGGAAUCUGUAGCUUUGCCAUCAAAAGCCAACAACAAUGACGGCUCACACGUGUGCACCGAUCACUCAGACACAAAUCCUAUUGAGGAUGAAAUGACAAACUGUCAUUUCCCAUCUAAAAUCAAAGUCGAAUUCAUGAACUCCAGUUUGUGUUCAGGCGAUGCGAUUGGAAGCACUGAAGAUGCGUACCAGAGCUGGUCGCCACACAGUCCAGAUUUGCCUUUAGGGACAUCAGACAUCUACAGAGCACAACACCCAAACCAGCCAACAUACACUAACAGUGAAGCACCCGCCACAGUAUCUCAGCAUAGCAGUUCAUCUCAUGACGCCAGUCAUGUUUCAUAUCACAACAUAUUAUGUACAAAUAGGGCCUACUGUAGCAGUAAAUGCUGUGAAAUGCAAAAGAGGACUAUAGCCAAAUCAAGCCCCGUAUGGAAGUAUUUCUCUCUAAAAGAGGGAGACUGUAGCAAAGCAGUGUGCCUUAUGUGUAGGGCCGUCAUAUCGCGGGGUCGCAAAGAAUACACAACGUCGGCCCUUCUAAAGCACCUUCGGAUGAAACAUGGAAAUGCGCUAAUCUUUGGCUGCGCUCAGAAGAGACGAAUGAAAGAAAUUACGAGAAAGACUGUGUGAAAACCACUCUCAGCCAGUAUGGACACUGGCUAUUGUGCAUCAUGGCCAACCUCUGAGUGUUUUCAAACCAAUCGUUUCAGCAAAAUCUACAUCAGCUUGAGAUAGGGCACUCAGAAAUUUAGGCAUACAAUAAGUCAUCCAAGCCUUCUGGUUAUGGUUACACACAAAGAGUAAAAUCCUUCAAAAAACCGUCAAAAUCUUUAGUCCAUCUACCUUUUUCUGAAUGCAGAAAUCUCGCCCGACUGGAGCGGUGCUUUACAUUUCCGGUCUCUAGUGUUUCUAGUCAAAAUAACAUAUUUUUCAAGCUGAUAAUAUAACGUUAAACCUGCAUACAUUUUCAUAUUUAGUUAUACUGAAAAAGUUUCCGGAGACCGGAACACGGAAGCACUCAAACGGAAGUUAGAAUCCUUCAUGGCGCCGCUCAUAGGUUACUCAGGAAAAAGGUGGAUAAGUUACUGAUAAAUUAAUUUCAUCGUGUUGUCUAAAAAAAAUAACCGGAUGUACAUACUAGCUAGGGCAUGAUUAAUAUGAAAGAAAACUGUAAUAAAACAAAAGAGAUUUAAUAAUUUUACAGACAUUUACAGAAUAUUUUACCACCCACUGAAAUGUAAGAUGGUUGAGGCUUUGAUCCUGAUUUGUCUUUUAUACUCAUUUUUGCAAUAAAUGAAUCCUGG